Messenger RNA from Sphaeroforma arctica JP610, 710 nucleotides. RefSeq lists its product as hypothetical. The record is from RefSeq and is a predicted model, not a curated record. Lineage: Eukaryota; Ichthyosporea; Ichthyophonida. Bases 1 to 612 code for a protein of 203 amino acids. The transcript has a single exon.
AUGCGUCACUUAUUUGAUGAGCAGGAUCUUGAGAAAGUCGCAAGCAAUAUAGAAGAAAACCCACACACACCAAUUCAUGAUCACAAUUAUACAGCUGAAAGUCAGGGGUUGCCCUGUUUAUGUCGACCAUUGCGAACUAAUGAUGAGUGGAAGUUUCAUGAGAAACUAGCACGCGAGAUAAAAUCGCAGGUCAUUGGCAAAGCAGCGCAAGCUCACGAGAUGUGUAAACAACGGAUCGAUUAUGUAGAUGGGUAUAACAUAUUUUUAAAGUUGCCUAUACACUUCAAUACGGCUGAAUGGGCACAGCGAUUCCAGACGCAAGCAGAAAAUCGUGAUGAUAUAGAGCACCUGCAUACUGCUUUGAGGAGUGAAGAAACUGCCGAGAAUGCUACUGCAGCAGUAAAUCUGGCUCAACAGAAAGCUCAGGAAUAUAUGGAUGCUCAGCCAGAACAAGCGCAUUUACCAACAGUCGGCGAACAGAAUUACCCUUUUCUGACACCAUUAGCCCCCUCAGGGGACACACCAACGGCGAAUCCGCAGGUAAUGGAAGAGCUCAAGCGUGUCAUGAUAGAAGACGAGGCGGCCGCCGCCGGCCGUCUGAAGCUAACUUAAACAGUCAACGGGCGACAACAUCAACAACCUCGACAUCUAGUACACGAGCUGAGGCAACGCACACACGACAUACUAGGCCUGUUGUGCAACAAUAUAUG